AUGCCAUCGCCGCAGUCGCAACCGCAGUCGAAGCCGCUGCACAAGCUGCUCUGCGUGUGCCACAUUGUCAGCUACUUCAAUGGCCAGAAGUGGGUCUGCCAUCUGCUGUGCCUCUUCAACCUGCGCUACGACGAGGCCCAGCAGAGCUUCGCCUUUGGCCAGCAGGUGCUCGUUUGCCUGGCCUACACCUGGUGUGUGUGGAGCGGUCUUGGCUUCGUGGUCCUGCUGCCUUACGCGCCGUGCUGGACCAUCGACAGAUACACGGUCGGGGCGUACGGCCUGCCCACCAUCUACUGCCUGGCGCGGCGGCGGUACUUGCUGCGGAUCCUCAACGAAAUGGUGCGCGUCCAUCGGCGGCUGCAGCGGGCCAUGGGCCCCCUGUUCUGUGUGGACGUGAAGAGGGCCUUCUGCUGGGCCCUGCUGGUAGCCCUGGAGCUCGUGGCCACCCUAUACUGGGAGGUGGCCUCGCAGGAGGCCUGGCAGAUCUUUUUCCAGCUGGGUUUCGUGCUCUGCUGGUAUCUGCAGAUCCUGUUGCAUGUCAACAGCUACGUCUGGCUGCAGGCCAUCUAUGUGGUGAUGAAUCAGGCCUUUGAGGCGCCUCUAAGCCCCAGCCAGCGCUGGAUCAUGAUGGGAAGACUGCUGCGAAUCCAGCCUCGCCUGCGGAGGAUACAACGGAGCGUGGCCGACUGCUUCAGUGUGCACGUCCUGUCGGCUAUGGUCCUCGUUUCGUUUAAGUUCUUUGUGAGUUUCACGACAGACCUAGAGGCGCCCCCGGAGGGGUCUGUGGGGCUGCGCUUCGAGGUCCUGCAUCUACGUUACUUAGCAAAUCGCUGCCUGCUGAUCGGCAGCCUUUUUUUGGUGAUCAAUGAUUUCCAAAACGAAAGAAAUCGCUUCCUGACGAGCCUCUGGGAUAUGCCGCAGCAGAUCUGCAGCCUCUACAGAAUGCAUAAAAGGACGCUGGCUGUGGUCGAUCUGAUGAUUCUAUCCGGAAAUCGACCCAGCGACCUGCGUCCCACGAGUGCGAUUCUGUGGGAAAUCCGAAUCGAAUCGAAGGUCAAAUGCGCUGCCACGAUGAAAUCUUUCGUCAAAUAUCUUCUAAUGCUGCUGCCGCUGGUGUCCCUCGUGCCCCUUGUGGCCGUUUCGAACGGCUUCGAUCUGAAAUGGGAGCGGUAUGUCCUGCAAAACGAUACCCUGGCCAGCUGGCAAGGACUGACGAAAUAUCCCUGA
This is a messenger RNA of Drosophila miranda, 1227 nucleotides long. RefSeq lists its product as uncharacterized. NCBI's taxonomy places the organism in Eukaryota, Metazoa, Arthropoda, Insecta, Diptera, Drosophilidae. The record is from RefSeq and is a predicted model, not a curated record. The transcript is spliced from 2 exons. Bases 1 to 1227 code for a protein of 408 amino acids.